AUGGUUAGAGCUAGUAAACACACUCGUAUCCUUAUGCAAAAAAGACGUGUAAUAAAUCAAUCAAUACACUACUACCAUACUAUCACCAUCACAAUGUACGUAACAAAACCACGUUCUCUGUACCGCCGCUUCCCCGCCGCUCUCUCCGCCCAUCCGCCGGCGGACGGUCCAUUCUCCGGCCAGCUAGUCGUCACCGACGAAGAUUCCGACGCCAUGGAUUCCUCCUGCUGCGGCAUCUGCAACACCGACCGGAUCAAGAACCUCCCACUCCCUUCCGACAGGAUCUUAAAAGUUGUCCACUCUUUACCGGACGAGGCCGCCAACAUCGCCAAAGUCUGGUUCGUCCCCGUUCUCGAUCAUCCUCUUUCCUCCAAUCGUUACUACGCCAUCAAAGCCAGGGGACAUCACAAAGGGCGAGCGUACACGUGUUCUAAAGAAGGAGACGCCGGGAUGUGCUGCUGUCCGAGGACUUCCCGGAUGUCGGAAAACAGAACGAGGCCGUUCGACCACCGCGACAGGUACCAACAGAUGGAGAUCCGGCCGUAUCCCGGCGGCGGCUUUUUCGCCAGAUCGGUGGAGUGGGACGGCUACCCGCCGAGCUUUUUACGUAAAGGGGGAUGGGAAGCUUACGUGUCUCACUCCUUCAAAGUUCAUCUACGCGAAGCUCCGGCGCUCCGGGAGCCGCCACCGACGGCGCUGCCUGGCCUCGACUUCCCGGUGAAUUCACGGCGGUCGAUUCCGGCGGUGAUAGGAAAGUGGUACUGUCCGUUUAUGUUCGUGAAGGAGGACGACGUUAGGUGCUGCGAUCAGAUGAGGAAAUCUUUGUUGUACGAAGUGAGCCUUAAGUUGUGGUGGGAGCGGAUAUACUCCGCCGACAACGACGGCGGAGGCGGUGGGUGCCACGUGGAGGUGGAUGCACGUGUGAAUAAGUUGAUUUGUUUGGUGAAUGGGAAGGAAGGUGAGAAGGAUGAGAGGCAGGAUAUGGAUGGGUUUGUUUUGUUUAAGUUGAAGGGGGAGUUUGGGAAGAGAGGGGGCGUGGGGUUGAGCUUGGGUUUGUACGAGAAGAUGAAGUGGUUGCAGGAGACCAGAGGUUGGUUCGAUGGGGAGAGAUAUGUAAGAGUUUCGGGGAGGAAGGAGAUCCAUGGGCAUGGCGGCGGCUGUAAUGAUUGGACAAAGUUUGGCUGCUAUGUGCUGGUCGAGAGCUUCGUUGUUAGGGCUUUCGAUGGAAGACUCGUCAUCAAUUUCAACUUCAAGAACACUGACAAAAUCGCCUGCAAAUGGGAAUGA
Molecule: messenger RNA, 1287 nt
Organism: Andrographis paniculata
Lineage: Eukaryota; Viridiplantae; Streptophyta; Magnoliopsida; Lamiales; Acanthaceae
Exons: 2
Coding region: 1-1287 (428 amino acids)
Source: RefSeq, a predicted model, not a curated record